AACGGCAAUGCAGCUGCAGAUAUGAGUUGUAAGAAGGCAAAGCUGCCGGAUCAAGUUCGAGCCCCGGCGGUCUUCAAGUGCGUUCGGGUGACUGCGGUGGAGGGCGGUGGUGGCGGCGGGAAUGAAUACGCGUAUCAAGCCGUCGUGAGGAUCGGCGGGCAUGUGUUUAAAGGAUAUCUAUAUGAUCACGGUGUGGAAGCUAGAGAUGGGUUUCCGAUGUUUUCCGAUUUGCAUCUCGGAGGAGGCGGAGACGGUGGUUCGACGUCGUCACCGGCAGUUGAUCCCACCGAUGUUUAUGUGAGUUCCGGUGGUGGCGGACUGGCCGGAGGUUCCAGCUAUGGUAAUCCAAUAAAUUGAGUUAUUUUUCUCAUGUUGGGCUUAGGGAUCCAUAUUGUUGAACAUAUUCACUGUUGGGUUAUAGCUUUUGAAUUUGUUUAGUGGGAAAAUAAGAAUUUAGGCGCCCCUACUUAUGGUUUAUUUUUAUUUGUAUACUUAUAUUGCAUUUAAUAAAGGGUAGAUUGGAAGUUUAAAUUUCA
Momordica charantia (bitter melon) is the source of this 536-nucleotide messenger RNA. NCBI's taxonomy places the organism in Eukaryota, Viridiplantae, Streptophyta, Magnoliopsida, Cucurbitales, Cucurbitaceae. The record is from RefSeq and is a predicted model, not a curated record.